GAUCCAUAGUCCCAUUAAUAUACUCUCCACUCCCCCGAUCUCCGCAGCUCACACACACCCAAACCCAGCGCCACUAGCUCCCAAGAUCGGAUACGAUUCGGAUCCAUGGCUAAGAUCGCCGCCUCCCUCCUCUUCCUCCUCGCCGUCGCGUCCUCCGCCACCGUGCUAACGCAUGGCCGCGACCUCCCGACUCGCAUCAAGCUGGUGAGAGGAGCCGACGCCGGCGGCGGCGUCGUGUCUUCAGACAAGGCGGAGUGCGUGUACACGGUGUACAUCCGGACGGGGUCGAUCUGGAAGGCCGGCACGGACUCGAACAUCACGCUGGAGCUGGCCGGCGCGGACGGCAACGGGGUGGGGAUCACCGACCUGCCGUCGUGGGGCGGCCUGAUGGGUGAGGGCCACUCCUACUUCGAGCGCGGCAACCUCGACAUCUUCAGCGGGCGCGGGCCGUGCAUGGGCGCGACGCCGUGCUGGAUGCGGGUGGCGUCCGACGGCACCGGCCCGCACCACGGCUGGUACUGCAACUACGUCGAGGUCACCGUCACGGGGCCGCACAAGGGGUGCGGGCAGCAGCUGUUCACCGUCGAGCAGUGGCUGGCCACCGACGCCGCGCCCUACAAGCUCGAGGCCAUCCGCGACAAAUGCUCCUCCUCCGGCGACGACGCCUGAGUGACGCGACCACCGUGUGGCGCAGUGGCGGGGCCGUGGUGUAAUAUAAUAAAGCUGCAUGCGUGUGCUGAUCUCCCCGCGUGUACCUACCACGGGCUCCGCGAUGUGGAGGGGCUACCAGUCGAAUAAUCGGGAGCCGUGCGAUCUGUGGCGAGCGGCAUCGGUAGACCGUAGAUGGUGUCAUGUUUUUUUAGAUGAGUAUGUGGUGGUGCCAUGUUUUGGUUUAGAAAAUGGUAAUCCGCGUUAUCAUGAAUGGGGCUGAUCGGUGAUCACUUUGCAGCCGUUAGAUGCAGCA
Messenger RNA from Oryza brachyantha (malo sina), 964 nucleotides. RefSeq names its product PLAT domain-containing protein 3. The record is from RefSeq and is a predicted model, not a curated record. Gene Ontology annotation, molecular function: protein binding. The transcript is spliced from 2 exons. Lineage: Eukaryota; Viridiplantae; Streptophyta; Magnoliopsida; Poales; Poaceae. Bases 106 to 669 code for a protein of 187 amino acids.